Panicum hallii is the source of this 2036-nucleotide messenger RNA. RefSeq names its product cytochrome P450 90B2. Bases 272 to 1789 code for a protein of 505 amino acids. The transcript has 8 exons. NCBI's taxonomy places the organism in Eukaryota, Viridiplantae, Streptophyta, Magnoliopsida, Poales, Poaceae. Gene Ontology annotation, biological process: sterol metabolic process. The record is from RefSeq and is a predicted model, not a curated record. Gene Ontology annotation, molecular function: heme binding; oxidoreductase activity, acting on paired donors, with incorporation or reduction of molecular oxygen; iron ion binding.
ACAGAAGAGCCGAGAGAGAGGGGGCGAAGUGGUCGGGCGCGUAGCUUCCUACCAAUUUUUUCCUUGCGCAAAGCUUGCACUUGCAGAGAGAGAAAUCCAGAGCUAAAAGCGCCCCUUUAAUUUAGCUCGCCCCUCUCCUGCUUUCUCUCUCUAACCCAUCCCCUCCAACGCACACACAAAAACCAACAAAGCGGGCGUGUGAUCGGGCAGGGCAAGCGGCAGGAAAUAAAUUUCAUCAAAGCUAGAGGGCCUCCGAUCAGUAGGAGCGCUCAUGGGUGCCAUGAUGGCCUCCAUAACCAGCGAGCUCCUCUUCUUCCUCCCCUUCAUCCUGCUGGCCCUCCUCACCUUCUACACCACCACCGUCGCCCAAUGCCACGGCGCCCGGCGGUGGCGCCCGACGAAGAAGAAGCGGCCGAACCUGCCGCCGGGCGCCCCCGGGUGGCCCUUUGUCGGCGAGACCUUCGGCUACCUCCGCCCCCACCCGGCCACCUCCGUCGGCCGCUUCAUGGAGCAGCACGUCGCACGGUACGGGAAGAUAUACCGGUCGAGCCUGUUCGGGGAGCGGACGGUGGUGUCGGCGGACGCGGGUCUGAACCGGUACAUCCUGCAGAACGAGGGGCGGCUGUUCGAGUGCAGCUACCCGCGCAGCAUCGGCGGCAUCCUGGGCAAGUGGUCGAUGCUGGUGCUAGUCGGCGACGCGCACCGCGAGAUGCGCGCCAUCUCGCUCAACUUCCUCAGCUCCGUCCGCCUCCGCGCCGUGCUCCUCCCGGAGGUCGAGCGGCACAUCCUGCUGGUCCUCCGCUCCUGGCCGCCCUCCGGCGGCGGCGCCUGCUUCUCCGCCCAGCACGAGGCCAAGAAGUUCACGUUUAACCUGAUGGCGAGGAACAUAAUGAGCAUGGACCCCGGCGAGGAGGAGACGGAGCGGCUGCGGCUGGAGUACAUCACCUUCAUGAAGGGCGUCGUGUCCGCGCCGCUCAACUUCCCGGGCACGGCCUACUGGAAGGCGCUCAAGUCACGCGCGUCCAUACUUGGUGUAAUAGAGAGGAAAAUGGAAGAUAGGCUUCAGAAGAUGAGCAAGGAGAACUCAAGUGUAGAGGAAGACGAUCUUCUUGGAUGGGCGCUGAAGCAAUCCAAUCUCUCAAAGGAACAGAUCCUGGACCUCCUGCUGAGCCUGCUCUUUGCCGGACAUGAGACGUCGUCAAUGGCGCUGGCCCUCGCCAUCUUCUUCCUUGAAGGAUGCCCUAAGGCCGUCCAAGAACUCCGGGAAGAGCAUCUCGAGAUUGCUAGGAGACAAAGGCUACGCGGGGCGUCCAGAUUGAGCUGGGAAGACUACAAGGAGAUGGUUUUCACGCAAUGUGUCAUAAAUGAGACAUUGCGGCUUGGCAACGUUGUCAGGUUCCUGCACCGGAAGGUCAUCCGAGAUGUGCACUACAAUGGGUACGACAUACCAAAGGGAUGGAAAAUUCUGCCGGUGUUAGCGGCGGUUCAUCUGGAUUCGUCGUUGUACGAGGACCCCAAUCAGUUCAACCCUUGGAGAUGGAAGAGCAACGCGCCGAGCAGCUUCAUGCCGUACGGCGGCGGGCCGCGGCUGUGCGCCGGGUCGGAGCUGGCCAAGCUGGAGAUCGCCAUCUUCCUGCACCACCUGGUGCUCAACUUCCGGUGGGAGCUGGCGGAGCCGGACCAGGCCUUCGUCUACCCCUUCGUGGACUUCCCCAAGGGCCUGCCGAUCAGGGUCCAGAGGAUCGCCAGCGAGCACAGCGUUUUGACCAACGAGAGCACAGCAAUGUAGCGGCACGGUACGUGUCUCGCAGGGAGUACAGAGGAUCGUACAAUUUUCCGUUGCAUUUUGGGGCUUGGUGGUUCGUGUUCAUGUAGAUGCAUGUGAUAGUAAAGAAGAAGAUAGGAGGAGGAUAUGUGUACAGACAGAGUAAAGAAGAGGGGGAUGAUGAUGGUUGCAAAAUGUAGUAGGUUGUAAUAAGGCCGGCCCACGGCCCAUUCAAGUAAUAAUAGAGAUAUAGGCCCUGUUCGUUUCCUAA